Messenger RNA from Hordeum vulgare subsp. vulgare (domesticated barley), 1160 nucleotides. Its product is annotated as NDR1/HIN1-like protein 6. The record is from RefSeq and is a predicted model, not a curated record. The transcript has a single exon. Gene Ontology annotation, cellular component: plasma membrane. NCBI's taxonomy places the organism in Eukaryota, Viridiplantae, Streptophyta, Magnoliopsida, Poales, Poaceae. Bases 150 to 908 code for a protein of 252 amino acids.
AACUUGGACCUGAUCACCCAUCAACUACCACAACAUCUUCUUUCUGCAAACCAGUUCUUCCUGCGACGGUGCUCUCCUUUUACGUGCUGUAAGAAGCAAGCAAGCAACUAGGAGGCUAGGAGCUAGCUAGCCAGCCAGGUGAAGAGAGCAUGGCAAGCUACCACCGGGUCCACCCGGUGAUCGUCGACGGCUCGCCGCUCCCUGCGCCGGAGCAGAACAAGGACAAGCUGCCACCGCCACCAAACGCCGACUAUGGUGACCGGCUGCCGAUCACCGCACCUGCGCCGGGCGCUCCGGCACCGCUGCGUGCGCCGCGGAGGAAGAGACACAGCCGGUGCUGCAGGUGCGUGUGCUGCACGCUGCUGGUGGUGAUCGUGCUCGUGGUCGCACUGGGCGCCACGGCGGGGAUCCUGUACGCCGUGUUCAGGCCCAAGAUCCCCACGUUCCGCGUGGAGCGGCUCACGGCCACCCGGUUCGACGUGAACACCACGUCCAUGACCUUGAGGGACGCGUUCGAGGUCCAGGUGACGGCCGAGAACCCGAACCGGCGCAUCGGGGUGUACUACGACGGCGGCUGGGUGUCCGCGUCGUUCAAUGGCACGGAGCUGUGCCGUGGCGCGUUCCCGGCGCUCUACCAGGGCCACCGCAGCACGGUGCGGCCGCUGAUCACGCUCGAGGGGGAGACCAGGCUCGACAGCGCCGUGGCCGCGCAGCUGCUGCAGCAGCGGCAGGCCGGGUUCGUGCCGCUCACGGUCAUCGCGCACGUCCCCAUCCGCAUCAAGUUUGGUGCCCUCAAGCUUUGGAAGAUGACGGGGAAGGCCCGGUGUAGGCUGGUGGUGGACAACCUCGAGGCUGGGAGACGGCUCCGCAUCCGGUCCAACAGCUGCAGCUUCAAGCUCAAGCCUUAGAUCAUUCACAACCCGUUUCAGCCGUGCACGGAUUGUGCAUACUUGUCUUGUAUGCAGGAUUACCGUGGUCUCGUCCCCAUUUCUGUCGAUCUAUGUUGCUUGAGAUCGGCAGACGGUAGAGAGAUGGGUAGUGCUGUAAAUUUAUUGUUUAUUUUGGCUUGUAUUCAUUAUUCUUAGUGAAAUAAGAUCCGAGGUGUAUUCAUUUGCUACGAAUUCCUCCGGAGAAGGUAAUAAAGAGGACAUGUUAUGUUA